Molecule: messenger RNA, 1599 nt
Organism: Penicillium oxalicum
Lineage: Eukaryota; Fungi; Ascomycota; Eurotiomycetes; Eurotiales; Aspergillaceae
Exons: 2
Coding region: 1-1599 (532 amino acids)
Source: RefSeq, a predicted model, not a curated record
AUGACGACCGUCGCGGGGGGGAAAGCUAUCGUCCCUCUGAGCGGCCUGGUCGAUCGCCUUCGCGAGGGUAUGACAGUCGUCGACGCUCUCCACCACGCAAUCGCUCACGUCCACGUGCCGACACCUGGGUUCCAUCUCAUCGAUCGUACGGCCGUCCGCGGAGCCGAUCUCCUGAAUACCGGCGUCGCUCCAGGACGCCCCCUUUUCAAGGUCGAGGUUACGGGCCCAGCUCGUACAGCCGACGGCGGUCUCCUCCCCGACGAUUUUCACCACGGAGGGAUGACCGCACGCGAACCCCUCCCCGAGCAUGGCGAUCGAGAUCACCCCUCAACAAUGACAUACGACCUCGCGAGAUGUCUCGAGGUCGCAAUACUCCCAAGCGUACCUCCCCGAGCGCCGUCGCCCGUGUCCCAGCCUCCCCUGGCGAUUCGUCCCCAAAACAUCGCCGAUGCGAUUCCUCGAGAGCCGGAUGUCGACAAGAGAGAGCGACCUUCGUCACGGACGAGACAAGAGCCUAUUUCCCCCGUCCCCGUCCCCGUCCCCGCGCCCGCUCCUGCUCCCGCUCCUACUUCUGCUGCCGGCGCUGCAACUGAAUCCGGUGCCACAUCAAGGCGAUCCUCUCCGUCUAUGUAUCCUGACAGGUCUCGGGCUGCCUCAACCCGAAGCCAUAGUCGAUCUCCCUUCCGGCGAUCUCCAUCUUUUCGCCCGCCUACAGGGCCCCGCGGUCGGUCACCGUAUCGAGACUCCCGCCGCGACUCUGAACACUCUGGUCCGCGCAGGCCGAUGGACGAAUCUGCUCCAGGGUCAGGUCAAAUCCCUACUGGUCCGAGUCACAUGAAUGAUGGCCGGUCGCCUGGUCCCAUCCCCACCCAGCCUCGGAAUGCCAAUUUGUAUCAGCAACCGCCGUCUGGGCCGUCCCAAGGACCGAAGAUGGGCGGUCCUGGGUCUGGCCGGGGUCCUCAGAACAUGUCCCUCCUGUCUGCGCCGACGCGACCCCGCCGCGGGCCCGGCUCAAGAGACAGUCCCUGGAGUGGACCUCCCAUGGCGCGCCGCGGGCCACCUGCGUCGCCCGCAGCGCAUAGCCCGCCUGUUGGACCUCGGGCAUCAUUUUCUGGCAUGUCUGGCACCGGCGGCGGCCAUUAUCGACACCCAGGCUCCCGCCAGCAUAGUAUCGCUUCUGGAAAUCCGCCCCCUCGGUCGAAGUCUCUCAAUCACCUUGCCGGAAUGAGUGCGCUUGUUCCCGGCGGGAAGGCAUUGCCUUCGAUUCUCGAUCCCGCAGCUGAAAGACGUCUUGUCCAGCUCGAAGCAGACCGCGAAAGGCUUUUUGAGCAGGUCAUGACAACGCAGAAGAUCAAACGAGCUGGGUUGCGCGAUUGGGAUCGAGUGGAUCGGGAAAGUUCCAUAUGCGCUCUCAAGAGUGAACUGGCAGAGGGCCAUCUACAGCGGAUGGCGGAGGAGAGUAGCAUCGCGGUGGUGGUGUUCUCUUUUAACGUCAAGCCAAGUCACCGGCCACGCAUGUCGAUUGCGACGUCACUCGGGAAGCCUUUUCUUUUGCUUCUCUUUGACCUCCUUCAUCCUUUGGUUUUAGGUUUCUUUUAG